AUGCGGAAAAAUGGAUGUGGAAGAAAGUUAUCAUGUCAUUCGCACGACUACGGUGCUCUUUUUAGGUAUCAGUACAAACCUAUUGCGGCAGAUUCCAUCUAUCCCUUCCUUCUAGUAAAUAUCGGAACAGGAAUCUCAGUGUUGAAGGUUGACUCUCCGUCACAAUUUCAACGGGUUGGUGGUAGCUCUAUGGGAGGUGGAGCAUUUAUUGGGCUUGGAAAUCUGCUGACAUCAGCGCAAAGCUUCGAUGAACUGUUGUUGAUGGCAGAGAAGGGCGAUCACCGAAAAUGUGACACACUUGUUUGUGAUAUAUACGGUGGCUCUUACGAGAAUCUGAACUUAGCAGCUGAUCUCAUUGCUGGUUCGUUUGGCAAAUGCAGUCGUAUGGGUAAACGGGGAGCUCGAGGGGAUCAAGAACGAGCAUCAGAACAAGAUAUUGCUAAAUCAUUAUUGUUAAUGAUCAGUAAUAAUAUUGGACAGGUACUGGCUGAGUCAAUCAUGGCUAUGCUCUAUGGUAUGAGAUUUGCCAUGAAGCGGAUAUACUUCGGAGGUUUCUUUAUCCGAAAACACCCCAUCACCAUGCGAACGUUGUCAUAUGCCAUUAACUACUGGAGCAAGGGCAACAUGGAGGCGCUAUUCAUGAAGCACGAAGGAUAUCUUGGUGCUGUAGGUGCUUUCCUAGACGUUGGAGACACCUAA
This is a messenger RNA of Cylicostephanus goldi, 699 nucleotides long. Lineage: Eukaryota; Metazoa; Nematoda; Chromadorea; Rhabditida; Strongylidae. The record is from the annotation of a GenBank genome assembly.